This is a messenger RNA of Hylaeus anthracinus, 2151 nucleotides long. RefSeq lists its product as uncharacterized. The record is from RefSeq and is a predicted model, not a curated record. The coding region runs from base 1 to 2151 and encodes 716 amino acids. Gene Ontology annotation, molecular function: olfactory receptor activity; odorant binding. Lineage: Eukaryota; Metazoa; Arthropoda; Insecta; Hymenoptera; Colletidae. Gene Ontology annotation, cellular component: plasma membrane. Gene Ontology annotation, biological process: detection of chemical stimulus involved in sensory perception of smell; sensory perception of smell. The transcript has 6 exons.
AUGCGACCUUUCGAUCGAGAUAUCGGCAUCCUGAAGAACUCUUACUACGAACACGAUAUUAAUUACGCUUUAGCAGUGUGUCGAUGGGUUCUAAGGCCUAUUGGCAUGUGGUCCGUAAUUUACAGGCAUACCAACAAAUUGGAAAAACUAGUUUCGUUCGGAUCGCUAAUAACUUGUUUCUCUUGCCUCCUUUUCUUCAUCGUACCUUGCGGUCACUAUAUGUUAUUCGAAGAGAAUGGAAAAGUUAAGGAGAGAUUGAUCGCACCGAUAAUCUUUUGCCUGGCAUCAACGAUCAAGUACUGCUAUCUCGUCUUGAGAGGAACGGUUCUCGGCCGUUGCAUUGUACACAUAGAGACAGACUGGAAACGUGUGAAAAACUCGAGUCAUCGUGACAUCAUGCUGCAGGAGGUGUCCAUUAGCAGAAAUCUAUGCACCUUAUGCGCUGCUUUUCUUUAUACCGCCGGAUUGUCGUAUCACACCAUAAUGCCGUUAUUAUCCAAAGGAAAGGCGAAGGGAAAUGGCACCAAAAAAUCGUUAGCUUAUCCUGUCUACGAUGCAUUCGUUGAUACUCAAUCAAGUCCCACUUACGAAAUCAUAUUUUCUAUUCAAUUCUUUACCAGUCUUAUAAGGUACAGCAUUACUCUCGGCGUGUUCAGUCUGCUAGUGCUUUGCGUAACUCAUAUCUGCGGACAGAUACAGAUACAAAUAUCACGAUUGGAGCUUUUGAUCGAGGAUAUGCAUAAGAGAAAGUCCAAACGUAACUCUUUGGCCAUUAUUGUUCAAAAUCAUGCCGAGAUCUUAAGAUUCUCUAAGAACAUUGAAGUUACGUUGGACGAAAUAUGCUUGACCCAAAUCACCGAGUCUACAUUGCUUAUUAGCUUGCUCUCGUACUAUUGCUUGAAGUCGACCGCGCGUAUCGAAGUUGCAAACAUGCGUGAUCGAUCGCGCAAUGAAGAUGUAAAACUCGUGAAAAAUCCUAAUUAUGAAAAGGAUAUUAAUUAUACCCUACAAAAAUGUCGAUGGAUUUUGAAGCUGACUGGGAUUUGGCCGCUCGUAUAUAGUCGUACCAGCAAGCUGGAAAAAGUUGUUUCAACCGUAUUACUCGUAACGUGGUUAUCCUAUUUGGUCUUCUCUCUCAUUCCUCCUGGUCGGUACAUGAUUUACGAAGAGAAGAGCCUGUACAAGAGAUUAAAAUUGAUGGGCCCGUUUACUUUUACCAUUUCGUCCACGAUCAAGUACUGUUAUCUCAUUCUGAAGAGAACCAUUUUCGGACGGUGCAUCGUCCAAAUUGAGAAAAAUUGGAAGAUGGUUCAGAAUCCAAUUCACCGCGCCAUUAUGUUAAGAAACGCUUCCACCAGCAGAAAUCUCAGCAUGUUGUGCGCAAUGUUCCUUUAUGCUGCUGGAUUAACGUUUCACACGAUAGUGCCGGUCUUCUCCAAAAAGCCCUUGAAACGAAAUCACACUGUGAGACCGUUAAUUAUGCCUGGUUACGAUGCAUUCUUCGACACUCAGUCUAGUCCAAACUACGAGAUCAUAUAUGGCAUUCAGUGUAUCGCCGGCUUUCUAAGGUACAGCAUUACGAUAGCUGCGUUCAGUUUGGCUGUGAUUUUUGUAACGCAUAUCUGCGGUCAAAUCCAGAUACAAAUCGCACGUUUGGAAGAUUUUGCUCAUAGGAAGGGUAAUUGUUAUAAACAACUGGACAUCGUUAUUCGAGAUCACGCAGAUACUUUAAAAUUUUCUAAGAACGUUGAAGAUACUUUGUGCGAAAUAUGUUUAACUCAGAUCGUGGAGUCAACACUACAUAUAUGUUUGCUUGAAUACUACUUAUUGAAGGAGUGGGAGAAUAGUGACGCUGUUGCGAUAUCAACAUACUCCAUUUAUCUAGUUUCCUUCACUUUCAAUACGUAUAUAUUUUGCUACAUAGGAGAAAUUCUUUCCGACCAGUGUAGCCAAAUUGGUCCAGCCUCUUACAACAUCGACUGGUACAAUUUACCGCCAAAGAAAGCUUGCGAUCUUAUUCUCAUGAACGCAAUAUCACUCUACCCACCAAAACUUUCGGGCGGAAAAAUCGCCGUAUUAUGCCUGAAUACCUUCGGCGCCGUGAGUACCAUCGUCCGAAGUAAUUUAACUCGUCUUGGAAACGAUGAUUGA